CUCGCAGCAUGCAAUAAAUACAGUGACUGUGCGGGCAGACGAUUUGCAGAGACUCCAAUUGGAUGCAAUGUGAUUGAAAGUGACUGGGUUUCAAGUUGCAGAAGGAAUUUCAGUGGAGGGCAAGCUAAUCUUUUUACAGGGAAGGCGAAAGAUGCGACUUUUGCUCCGUUCUUGCAUUCUGCAAACCAGACCAGCUAAGGUCUUCCUGAAGCAUCGGUGUGGGAUUCCGGACAGUCGCUGCUGCCCUUCGCUGCCGGGCUUGGUCAAGGGCUUGGUGCGGCCAGCUUCCAGCGGUGGAGAUGGAGAUGAAGGCGAGAGAGAAGCUGGCAAUCCGGAACCCGGGAAGAUUUGGUCCCUGCCUCGGUCACUAUGGUCCCGGCGGCCGGGGCAAGGUGGUCCACCUCUCCGGAGACCUCCCUUGUCCCCGCUGGAAAGAGUUAGCAACAUGAUCCCCCGGCAGAUGUUGAACAGGGAGGUGUUGCAGCUGAGCGAGCGACAACCGAUGGGUCAGCAUCAGGUUGGAGAUGAUUGCGGACACACAUUGCAACCAGCCCCGGGAUUACGGCUCCCAUCCACGGCCGGGCAAGUGUCCUUUCAAGCCGGGGACUUGGUGCUGGCGGAGUUUCGCAGGAGGCACCGUUUGGAGUUGCAGAAGAUGGUGUUGCUGGUGCCGGGUGAGGAGUUGCACUCCAAUUGGGGCAUGCUCGCCCACCAGCAGAUACUGGGACAUCUCCCGGGCCAGAUCUUCAGGACCUCCACUGGUUCUCAGUUGGUCCUCAGAAGACCAACGCUGGAGGAAUUCGUGCUGCUCAUGAAGCGGGGCCCAGCCAUUUCUUAUCCAAAAGAUGCCACCACCAUGUUGAUGAUGAUGGAUAUAGGUGAUGGGGACUCUGUUUUAGAGUCUGGUUCUGGUUCGGGAGCAAUGACUCUCUUCCUGUCCCGUGCAGUGGGGCCUUCGGGACAUGUAUAUAGUUUUGAAGUGAGAAAGGAUCACCACGAGAGAGCUAAAAGUAAUUAUCAAUGCUGGCGGAAUGCCUAUGAAGUGGCCCGUGAGAAAGAGUGGCCGAAUAAUGUGGACUUCAUUAACAAAGAUAUCGUGUUGGCCACUGAUGAUAUCCAGGGAACGAUGUUUGAUGCUAUUAGUUUGGAUAUGCGGAGCCCACAACUGGCUUUACCUGCCAUCCACGUUCACCUCAAACAAGGCGGAGUGUGUGCCGUGUAUCUCGCAAACAUUACCCAGGUCAUUGACCUGCUGGAAGGGAUCCGCAGCGCUGGGUUGCCCCUCGCGUGUGAGAAGAUCCUUGAGGUCGUUCACAGGGACUGGUUUGUGGCUCCUGCUGUGCGGAAGGAUGGCAGCACGGCCCCACGGGUAGAACCACAAAGGAACGUGGAUGAUCUUGCGCAUGAGGAAGAAAACGACACAGCCCAGGAUCAUGGUAAAGUGAAGAGGAUGAUACUAAAUCUUUUUGCACAGUGCCUUAUGUGGCCAGACCUCAUCAUGAGCAAGUUUCUCACACAGCUUUCCUUACCAAGUUGAGAAAACUUAAGCCUGCUCUUCAGUGAACCCAAGGAAUUCAUGUGCUGGAUGUAUAUUGUACACAAAACUAUAAAUAAAAUUUUAUUUUUUUGUACUUUC
Molecule: messenger RNA, 1636 nt
Organism: Amblyraja radiata (thorny skate)
Lineage: Eukaryota; Metazoa; Chordata; Chondrichthyes; Rajiformes; Rajidae
Gene: trmt61b
Product: tRNA methyltransferase 61B
Exons: 7
Coding region: 152-1537 (461 amino acids)
Biological process (GO): tRNA methylation
Cellular component (GO): mitochondrion; tRNA (m1A) methyltransferase complex
Molecular function (GO): tRNA (adenine(58)-N1)-methyltransferase activity
Source: RefSeq, a predicted model, not a curated record